CGGCCGCUGCGGCCGACCGGGAUGUGAAUGGGCUGAAGUACCGCCGCGGCCUGAGUGGGGUCCGCGAGCUCAGUCUGCAGUUCCGCGGUAGCGAACAGCCGGAGAGCGGACUGGCCGGGGAGCUCGCCGGGUUCGCGGGUGCCGCGCUGCGGCCAGGGCCCGGCGCUGCGAUUCGGGUUUUGACUGAAGCAUUUACUUCUGUUGAAGAAAAGAGGGAACUGGGCUUAAAUUUUCUAUAAGAAAUGAAAGUGUUGCUUUUCAACCAUGUACACCCAUAAUAUUGGAGUGAGCAGACAUUCCGUUCUCCCUCCCAUUGUUCCUGACAGUGAUAAGAAAUUUUUAGACAAUAUACAAGGAUACAUCAUUACAGAAAUUGAAAAAGUGGGUUGUACAGAACAAGGACCAGCUGAGGAGUAUUACAUUAUAUACAGUAAUGUUUUUGACAAGAUAAUAGAGCAUGUUACUGUGUACAAGAACAUUCUGACUUCAGUCAAACAGGAGUAUGAUGCAUUUAUUGAAGCAAUAAAAAAGGGCCAAAGGAAUGCAUUUUAUCUUCAUGGAAAAUUGAAAGUUCUGGCAUCUGAGCCUACAACUCUAAUAUAUUAUAGAAAAAGAACAAUCCAACUUGAAGACAAGAUAAAAGUUAUCGAGAGAAAUUCUGCUCGAAUUCAAAAUCUGAUAUUGAAAAUAAGAAAUAUUAAGAAAGUGCCCUCUACAGAAGCUUUGACUCCAAGAAAAAAGAUAAACCCUGCUAAGCCUAUACCAGGUCUGACUGUAAAAGAAUCUCUCAGCUUAGAUGCUCUUUCUAGACACCUUGCUCAGCUAGAAGGGAGAGUGCAGGAACUGAAAGCAGACAUGAUAUCAAAAUACAUUCCUCUGGAGAACAAGGCUGGCCUAGAGCAGGAACUCAAGCACUCAUUGGAACUACGAGAUAAGGCAGAGGCAGUGAAUGAGAAACUGAGACUUAGUUAUAAUAGAAUUACAUUGGUUGCAAAUGCUGUGUCUGCCUGGGCAAAAUCUGACAAGAGCACCUCCUUGCAAGAACUACUCUCUCAAGUCAUGGAAAAGAAGGAAGUUGUAAAAGCUGCUGCUGCCUUUAGCAUCUCUCAUAUAUUUGAACAUGACCCCAGCAAGAGUAAAGAGGCUGAAGAUUUGCUUGAAUAUAUUGAAAGAUUCAAUGAAUUAUUUUCAUAUGGUCAGUAUGAGGCUGCAGCAGUUUAUGCUGCAAACUGUCCUAGAGGAAUUCUCCGCAAUGAAGAAACCAUGAUGAAAUUUAAGGCUCUUGGUGCUGUUAAAGGGAGGAUUCUACCUUUGCUGAGAUAUUUUGAGGCCCUCAUAAGCUCAAGUGCUGCAGUUAAACACCCUCUGUGUGCAGCCAUGACUCUGGAAGCAAUCAAAUGUGCAUUGUUUGAAAAACAGUUAAAUCUCGUUAUGCACUGGGUCACACAGCAAAGGCUGACGUUUUGUGAGGCAGCAGGGGAUGUGAUUUAUGACUAUGGGGAAGUGGAACCAUUCAACAAGUCCAAGUGCUUGGCUUUGGCUCAGAUUGCCUACAGUCAGUGUGGCGUGCACAAGAAAGCUGCUCUGUGCUUGUGUAAACAGGGCCAAAUUUGUGGAGCAAUGGAUUAUAUACAGCAAUUCAAACAGCUCACUUUAGAUGAUUACUUAUUCCUACUGAAAAACUGUCCUAGUAUUGAGCUAAUUCAUUGUCUAACUCAAGAGUGGAAUGAGAAACCAGCAUUAUUAUCCAUUGGGGCUACGAUCCUCUCACUCAUUGAUACUGAUCACAAAGAGCAUGGUUUACAACUGUUAGAGGAAAUAAACACGGGUGAGAAGAACGCACUGGAACAAGUUAUUUUAAAUGAUACGGUCUGUACCUUGGAAGGUUGGAAGAAGAUCGCAGAUACAUGUGCAGAAAAUAAGCAUGAAAAAUUAUCUCAAGAAAUUCUCUCGAUCCUUACCUCACAGGAAGGAGUGGUUCAGAUUUCUCCAUUUGAUGAUGAUGAUGAUGUAAAGAUAAUGGAACACGUUUUCUUGUAGUUCUUCUGUAAAGCAAUUGGUGGAGCUCUAACAACAUUCAACCUAAGCAUCGUUUUAGUUGCUUCUAUGAAUUAU
Molecule: messenger RNA, 2115 nt
Organism: Terrapene triunguis (Three-toed box turtle)
Lineage: Eukaryota; Metazoa; Chordata; Testudines; Emydidae
Gene: CLHC1
Product: clathrin heavy chain linker domain containing 1
Exons: 12
Coding region: 265-2040 (591 amino acids)
Source: RefSeq, a predicted model, not a curated record